AUGUCCUCGUCCCUCGCAUGCGAAAUUAUGCAGCUGCACGAGCUAUUCAAGCUUGGGGCUCUCACCCAAGAAGAGUUCAACGAUGCUAAGCAGGCAGCCAUCCGCAACUUCAACGCCGCCACCGCUACUACGGCUACAUCGACCCCAGAUCCAGCAGUGAACAGGGCAUCGCUCUCUGAGUCGUCAGCAUACUUGUUGCCCACACCCGCGGAACAACAGCCCGGCACAAGAGUCCCCCCUGGUGAUACGGCGGCGGCGGCGGCGGCAGGCGAGCCACUCGCACCUCCGUCUCCAACCGCGUCUCCGAUGGUGGCCACAGUAGCAGCAACAGGCUCGCGAACCUUUGAAAAAUGGAAGGAGCUCUGGGACACUGCCAGAGUUUACACCCGCGUCGCCGCUGCUUCAACCGCCUUAGCGCCUCUUGACGCCCUUGACGCGCGCAUACGGGCCCUUCGGUGCCUGUCGCGUCUUUUGCGCAAUGUGCAGAUGCACCCGGCGGAGCCCAAGUACGGGCGAAUUCGCGAGGCGAACGAGAUCAUCGCCCAGGAGCUCAUGUCCCUCGCGGAACCAAGCAGCGCCGUGCUCAGCUUCGCUGGAUUUGUGCGGGAGCGAGAUGAGCAACAUGCCUCACUAAACGCUUCAUUGACUGGCGCCGCAGCGUACUGCUGGGUGCUGCGUAGGGACGGUACUGCGGAAACAGUAGCACGCAAAGCUGCAGCGGCGGUGCGCCUCGUCCACGAGCUGCUCGAGUACUUUGGCGAGCAGCAAUCCCGACGGUAUCGCGUGCAGCAGCUGUGGCGUUCGGUUGCGUUGGAGGUGAGGCUUGAGCGUGCCAGGUGUGGCACUGACUCGAGCAGUCCUCUGCUGGAUGUGCCAAGCGACCCUGAGGAGGCAGACAGAAAAAAGGAGGAGCGCGAGAGUGGCAAAGACAGUCAGGGCACAGCGGCGCGGCCUGCUGAGAGCGAAGCGCUGUCACCAUCACACAGGUUGCUAUCGUACUUGGUGGAGUGCUACACCGUGGACGAGGCCGGUGAUGGUCUCUUCUCGUCCAUGCUGCACCUACAGACCCUGCAGCGACUGUACGAGGCGGUGGCGACGGUGAGCGUCGAGGGUGGCGCACGGCCACAAUCGUCCCAUUCGCUUUUCCGAACGUCAGAAGUCUACGGUGCGGUGGUGCAGCAGCGCGGCGCCGUUGAACUACUCGUGUACGGCUGUGGCGCUCGCUUCCAUCCGCCGCCGGUAACAACACCGCGCGUACUUGCAGUAGCUGCGUCACCGCUGCCUGCGGCGUUGUCCCCGCAGUGUAGUGACGCAGCCAACGACUACACGGUCCAGCUCAUCCCCUCUGAUACGCCAGACGUCUCGGAGUUUGUGGCUCGCUGCUUGCGGCUACUGCGGCGCCUGCGGCGCGAGGUGGAGCGAGUGCAACGGGAGCGGGCUCGUGCUGCCCGUCAGGCAGCGGAGGCCUCCAUGCGACAGGAACUAAAACGCGAGCGGCAACGCCGCCAGCUGGAGAAGAAUAGCGGGCGGGACGAAAUGUCUGUGUACGAGCGGACGCCACAACAGCACCAACGUCGCCGCACACAUCUGCGGGGGCACGGAGCUCGUCGAAGAGCGGGCUCUUCCUCCUCCUCCACCACUUCUUCGCACGGUGAGGCAACGAAGGGUGAUGGGAAACGCAUCCCGCUGGCGGAGGCUUUGGCGAUACUGAUGGGGAAGAAAAGCCCACUGUCGAGACGACCGCCACCUGCGUCAUCGUCGCCAUCGUGA
Leishmania braziliensis MHOM/BR/75/M2904 is the source of this 1770-nucleotide messenger RNA. RefSeq lists its product as hypothetical. The record is from RefSeq and is a predicted model, not a curated record. The coding region runs from base 1 to 1770 and encodes 589 amino acids. The transcript has a single exon. Lineage: Eukaryota; Euglenozoa; Kinetoplastea; Trypanosomatida; Trypanosomatidae.